Messenger RNA from Morus notabilis, 2124 nucleotides. Its product is annotated as protein ALP1-like. The transcript has a single exon. Lineage: Eukaryota; Viridiplantae; Streptophyta; Magnoliopsida; Rosales; Moraceae. Bases 291 to 1835 code for a protein of 514 amino acids. The record is from RefSeq and is a predicted model, not a curated record.
GCAAAGUAUACACGCAUACAUUGGAAACAAACCACAAAAAUCAUCCCCGAUUUCUCUUACUUUUAAGAUACCGUUCACACCUUUGCUUCCCCUUUCACACAUAUAAUCCGCCGUACUAAUUCCUACAGUCCAAACCCAUACUUUUCCCCUCUCUCUCUCUCUCUCUAUAUCGAGUUUGCGUUAACUUCUUUCCUAGUUAUUGUUCCUCAAUCGUCGGCUCUGCUUUUCGUUUUCCUCGUUUUCUUUCCUUCUAUUUCUUUUCCUGUUUUUUUUUUCCUUCCUUCUCAUAUAUGAAACACAUAUACCCUUCUUCCCCAGACCCCGAAGACCUCUCCCAAAUCUACAGACUCUUGCUCCAAACCUCAGCGCUCCACCAAAUGAGCGAAAAUGGCAAGCGAAGAAGAAACGACGACGACGACGAAAACGGUGAAAACGACGAUUCCUCGGACAAGGAAGCCAAGAAGAAGAGCCUCAAGGGAAUAAUCACUUCCCUAUUACUACUCGACGAACAAGAAAAGCACGAGAGCCAAGAGCUCGACCGAGCCUCAAACGACGAGAAAUCCCUCCUCGAUGAUAUCCACAAGAAGAAGACCAAGACCAUGCUUGAUUACUACGCCAAUUUCCAGGAUUUGAACUCGGAAAUCGAGGAAUCCAGCCGCACAAAGCGCAAAAAAUCAAGGACGGUUUCCGCCGCUGCGGCGGCGGCGGCGGUAAUUUCGGCGGAGGACGGGUCCGACAAGGCCUCCACCUCCGCCGCCACGUCAGCAGUCCACCAGCGGAGACUGUGGGUGAAGGACCGGUCGAAUGCGUGGUGGGACGAGUGCAACAGCCCGGAUUUUCCGGAGGAGGAAUUCAGGAAGGCCUUUAGGAUGGGGAAAUCCACGUUUGACAUGAUAUGCGAAGAGCUGAAUUCUGUCAUAGCGAAAGAGGAUACGACACUAAGAAACGCUAUUCCGGUUAGGCAGAGAGUCGCCGUUUGCCUUUGGAGAUUGGCCACGGGGGACCCACUUCGCCUUGUGUCGAAACGCUUCGGAUUAGGCAUAUCAACGUGCCACAAGUUGGUCCUUGAGGUUUGCUCGGCCAUUAGGACUGUCCUAAUGCCGAAAUACUUGCAGUGGCCGGAGGAGAGUGCUUUGAGGAAGAUCAAGGACGCAUUUGAGUCUGUAUCUGGGAUUCCCAAUGUUGUGGGGUCUAUGUACACUACUCAUAUUCCUAUCAUUGCUCCUAAGAUUAGUGUGGCUGCUUAUUUCAAUAAACGACAUACGGAGAGGAACCAGAAGACGUCGUAUUCGAUAACGGUGCAAGGCGUGGUUGAUCCUAGAGGAGUUUUCACCGAUGUGUGCAUUGGUUGGCCUGGCUCAAUGCCUGAUGAUCAGGUGCUUGAGAAGUCUGCCCUUUACCAAAGGGCUAAUGGGGGUCUCUUGAAAGGGGUUUGGAUUGUUGGGACUUCAGGAUAUCCGCUAAUGGAUUGGGUUUUGGUGCCUUAUACGCAGCAGAAUUUGACUUGGACUCAACAUGCGUUUAAUGAGAAGAUUGGGGAGAUUCAAAAGGUUGCUAAAGAUGCGUUUGCCAGGCUUAAAGGGAGGUGGUCUUGCCUGCAGAGGCGAACCGAGGUCAAACUCCAGGACCUGCCUGUGGUCCUUGGGGCUUGCUGUGUUUUGCACAACAUUUGUGAGUUGAAGAAUGAGGAGAUGGAUCCCCAACAUGAGUUUGAGCUUUUCGACGAUGAGAUGGUCCCGGAUGUCAUUUUGAGGUCCGAGAGCUCGAGAUUGGCGAGGGAUACGAUUGCGCAUAAUCUCUUGCACCAUGGCCUUGCAGGCACUUCUUUUCUCUAGUGCUUUUAAUGAUUUGUGUAAUUUUUUCUGCUCUAUAUUGUGAUUCUUUUGAUUAUUGGCUUGUUAUAGUUACUUCUGUUGUUAGAAAGAUUAUACACUCAUUUGUACUGAAGGGGUCCUGUAAAAGAUGAACCUACCCCUUCCCUCAGAUUAAUGGUUGUAAUCUUUAUCAUAGGAUUGACUCAAGUUAUACUUCACGGUUACUAGAAAACGUGCCCCGACCUAGGUUUCCUUCAAUUCUAUUAACAAAACAAGAGAUGAAUAAAAAAAAAAUGAAAAAUAAGCUUUA